Messenger RNA from Zeugodacus cucurbitae (melon fly), 1542 nucleotides. Its product is annotated as ficolin-2-like. Lineage: Eukaryota; Metazoa; Arthropoda; Insecta; Diptera; Tephritidae. The transcript is spliced from 4 exons. The record is from RefSeq and is a predicted model, not a curated record. Bases 91 to 1125 code for a protein of 344 amino acids.
CACAAGAAAAUAAGACGUUUAUUCACUCAAGUGCGAGUAUUUACAAUACAGACAUCAAUUUGAUAUUCAGUUUGACUGAAAUCGUGAAGAAUGGCAAAUCGUUUCAUAUUUUUGUCCAUUUUGUGUGGACAUCUUUUGUAUACAGUGAAUUGUUUGACACCUAUACAAAGUAGCCCCAACGUAGCGCCAUUUCUCACCUAUCUUUGUGAUGAUGAUUUAUUGAAAAGCGCGGUCAACAAGGUGGAGCACUUGAAUCUCAAAUUAGAAAACUGUAAUCUACGCAUGCAAAGUGAGUUAAUGGCAAUGAAGGAGCAACUUUUACGUGAACAGAAAACGAACCUAGAAUUAUUUGAAUUGAAAAUUACAGCUAAUAUUCGCACAUUAAUCGAACAAAAUGCGAAAAUGUCUUUAAGUAAUAAAGAAAGCAAAAAUUUGGAGACAGCUCACCAUGUGACCAAGAAGCCCUCUUCUUGUACUGAAGCUAUGCGUAAGGAAAACGGCAAAUAUGCAGCGAGCGGCGUUUAUGAAAUUCACUUGCCACAAUUCUUCCAACGCCCUUUCCAAGUUUAUUGUCUUCUUGAUCCUAAUAACGGCCAACCAUGGACUAUAAUUCAACGUCGACAAAGCAACGACACCGAUUUCUAUCGUGGUUGGAUUGAGUAUGAACGCGGUUUCGGCGAUUUGAAUGCGAAUUUCUUUCUCGGCUUAGAUAAAAUACAUGCGCUGACACAUUCGCAAACACAUGAGCUUUGGUUUCAAUUAGAGGAUUUUCUAAAUGAGAAACGUGUUGCUAAGUACGAGAGUUUCGCCAUUGGCAAUGCUCAGGAAAAAUAUGAGUUGAGUGUUCUGGGUCAAUAUUCGGGCACGGCUGAUGAUUCGUUCACUGGCCACCGUGGUGAAAAAUUCACCACAAAAGAUAGUGAUAAUGAUAAAUGGGAUCCGAACUGCGCGGUAAAAUUUACGGGAGCUUGGUGGUAUAAUGCAUGUCAUACGAGCAAUCUGAAUGGACUAUAUUUAGAAGGAGUUUUAACAGAAGAACAAUAUGCCAAAGGUAUGGUGUGGCAUACCUGGCGUGGACUUUAUUAUUCACUCAAAUAUGUUCACAUGGCGAUAAGGCCAACGUAGUAUCUCACUUAAAUAUUUGUUCCUAUUAUGCAUAUUGCUUUUGAAUUUAAUUUUGAUCGCUUUUGAGUUCGAAAAUAGUGAUUUUAUUUCUCCAGGAUCAAGAGUAGUUCAAACUACAAUAAAAUCUUUUUUUAACGGUAGGAAUGUUUCUAAGAAAACUGUGUAAAUCAAAAUCGUGUAAAAAAUACCCGAUUGAUAUGUAAAUUUGGGUAUCUGUUCCACAACCUUGAAAAAUCGUGUAAAAUUAAAAUAAUUCAAAUAUGUUUCUUCAAUUGAAAUUAAAAAAAAAUGAUAAUCUAUAUAAAUUUAAACAAACGAAAAUAUUUUAAAACCAGCAUUUUGCAUUUGAUAAAAAGUUGAUAAUGCACGAUGUGACCAUUUCUCAGUGAGUGUGGAUUAAUGAAAUGAAUUUAGAAA